Molecule: messenger RNA, 249 nt
Organism: Anisakis simplex (herring worm)
Lineage: Eukaryota; Metazoa; Nematoda; Chromadorea; Rhabditida; Anisakidae
Source: the annotation of a GenBank genome assembly
AUGUUUGUGAGGGCUGACGAGUGCUUCGAGAAACCAGAUCAUCAACGUGUCAUUUACUGCGAACUCAAAGAGAUAUACGAUGUGGACGAUACAAUGCGAUAUAAUGUUGACGUAUUAUGGCGAUUGACGAGAUCCUGUCAUGCCGUUGGUAAUACGUACGAAGCGAAAGAUCAGAAAAGAAAGGAGAUUCUGCUAGAGGGUUCGCGUUUUGCUUAUCCUCAGACUGAUUUUGAUCAUAAAACAGAAUGA